AUGAGUCUUGCAUUACAUGAUCUGCUCAUUUGUUGUCGCCGCCUUGAAAAUGAGAAGGCUGUGGAGCGAAGGAAGGAAAUCGAGAAUUUCAAGCGACUUCUCCGUGAUUCUGAAACAGUUCUCCAGCUGGACCGGAACUCUGAUUCUAAACAAGGGAAGCAACUCAACUGGGAUGCUGUAUUUAGCAUCUUGCAGAAAUAUUUCCAGAAAGAAAUUAAAAACCUGCAGCUGACAAAACCAAAUGCGUCUGCCUCAACCCAAACUACUAGACAGAAAAAGAUGCAAGAAGUUGGAAGUUUGGUCAAAUAUUUCAUCAGAUGUGCUAAUAAAAGAGGACCUAGACUGAAAUGUCAGGAGCUUUUGAUUUAUGUAAUGGAAAUUAUAAGAGAUCCAACAAGCUGUGCUGCUUAUGGCUCUGACUGUAGUAGUAUACUCUUAAAAGAUAUUCUCUCAGUAAGGAAAUACUGGUGUGAGAUAUCCCAGCAGCAGUGGUCAGAGUUGCUCGUCCUGUAUGGCCAAUUAUACCUCAGACCUUCUGGGAAGAUUAAUAGAGUCUUGGCAGCCAGGAUCAUUCACACACUUACGAGGGGGUACUGCUUCCAAACGGAUGGGCUGAGUUCUGAUAUGUUUCUCUUCUUUUCAAAAGCAAUGCAGUGUGCAAGGCAGGAAAAGAAUGCUGCAGGCCUGGAUCAUAUCAUUGGAGCAAUGAAUAUCUUCUGCAAUAAGUUUGCUGCCAACUGUCGCAUGAGGAUUUGUAAAUUAGGGGAGGAAAUUUUGCCUACAGUGCUUUAUAUAUGGACUCAGUAUAGACCAAAGGAUUCCCUGAAGGAAUCAAUAAUUGAGUUAUUUCAUCUCCAAAUUCAUAUUCAUCAUCCAAAGGGUGCAAAAACUCAGGAAGAAGGUGCAUGUGCCUCAACAAAAUGGCAAAGUAUCCUGCAUAACCUGUAUGAUCUGCUGGUGAACGAGAUAAAUCUCAUCAGCAGUAGAGGAAAGUAUUCUUCAGGUUCACGUAACAUUGCUGUGAAGGAAAACUUGAUUGAGUUAAUGGCUGAUAUUUGUCAUCAGGUUUUUACAGAGGAUACCAAAGUUCUGGAAAUUACCCAGUCCUAUGCUGUCUCUCAAAGAGAGUCCAGUGAUGAAACGAUGCCAAGGAAGCGCAAGAGGAUUGAGCUAGGCUGGGAGGUAAUUCGGGACAACCUGCAAAGAUCCCAGAAGGAUUUUGAUGUCAUACCUUGGUUGCAGAUCACAGCUGAGUUAAUAUCAAAGUAUCCCAUGAGUCUCCCUAAUAGUGAGCUACCUCCCUUACUCAGUGUACUUCACCAGUUACUGCCUCAGCAGCGCCGAGGAGAAAGGACCCCACAUGUGCUGAAAUGUCUUACACAGGUAGCUUUGUGUCAAAACCUGAAAACUGAUCUGAAAAGCACCCACAAGUUGGAGCUCCAGAGAACCUGGGCAAAGAUUUGGUCUCUUGCCAUUCGUAGCAUAAGUUUCCAGCAAAUUGAAGUGGAGAGCUUUGGGCUACUUGCAGCUAUGAUUGAGGGAAACCUUGUUGUAACAGAUAAAGAACUCUGGAAGAUAUUUUCAGGAACUGCAUGCAAGCCUUCAAGUUCCGCUGUCCAUUGUUUAUCAUUAGUGAUGUCUGUCUAUUCAGUGCCAGAAAAUUUGGAUGUAGGAAUGGAACAGAAUAAUUGUGAAAGAAAUCUGGAUCUUGUGUUAAAGGAGGCAAUAAUGAAAUGGGUACUGUCCUGCUAUUUGGAGGAGGAAAUGGAGGAAUGUGCAGAGUUGCCUUCUGUGCUUUGCAGUGUGCAACACUUGCAAGGAAAAGAAGAAAAUUUUUCUGAUGUUGAAGAGCUGUAUCUGCAGACAACAUUUGAUGAAAUGGAUAUUUUCACUAAUUUUGCAGUAAAUGCUGAAGGUAAAAAUGUGACUGGUUCAAGACUUGCCAUCAACCAAAAUCUUAGGGAAACACUGGAGCGCUGUCUUUUAGCAGUGUCAGAAAAGCUUUCAAACAGCUACACUCCUAAGUUUAAGGUGGUUACUGCAGAACACCUUGUCCGAUGUGUCAGUCUCUUGACUGGUGUUCUUGGUUGCUAUUGCUACACUGGUAUAUUUAAAGAAGAGGAUGCCUGUAAAUCAGAGUUGUUCCAGAAUGCCAGGAACAGUGCUAGUAAGAUGCUGUCUAAUAUAUUCCUGCGUUUGUUAACAUCAAAAUUUAUGAAUGAUCUUGUAGAUAUUUGCAAAAAUCUGAUGACAUUUACUGGAAAACCAAAUGAACUGGGAGAAGCUGAUCUAAUGGGCAAUGAUCCUGAGGAGAGCAUAAUGGAAGUAGAUAACCAGGUGUCUGAUGAUCUGUUUGGUGAACAUUCAGUAACUGACAUCAGUGAUACAAAUGAAUCUGGUGAGAUGCAAAAUAUAACAG
Molecule: messenger RNA, 2419 nt
Organism: Merops nubicus (carmine bee-eater)
Lineage: Eukaryota; Metazoa; Chordata; Aves; Coraciiformes; Meropidae
Product: serine-protein kinase ATM-like
Exons: 14
Biological process (GO): DNA damage response
Molecular function (GO): protein serine/threonine kinase activity
Source: RefSeq, a predicted model, not a curated record